AUCAGCAUCAUCAUACCUAGAUAGGGGAAUUUCCAGACAUUCCCUACUGAAUCUUCCCAUUCUUUACUUACUUUUCAUUCCUUCAGAAGCACGCUAUCUCUAAUUCCAGAGAUCACCAACCCACCAUUCCAUCAAGUUUUUUUUCCCCCAGCCACCUGCUUAUCGUUCAUUGGCCCUCGGCACGUAUCAUAUUACUGACCGACUUCAUACAGCUCAUAGUCCUGCUGGAGCUCCGUCUUAUUAUCCCCAUUUCAUUCUUCCUCUUUUCUGCGUUCUCUUGGAGACAUGUCCUAGAGGAGAUUAAUUGCCCUUUCGCGAUGCUCCACAGAUCCCCACUUCACUAUAGUAGGGCUAAAGACGCCCAAGCCCAACGGAAGGUCACUCCUCCUGGCCCCUCAUAUAUGUCCAACGAUCAGAUCGCAAGCUAUCUGAAAGACUUGCGGACAAAUCGACCCAAUCGUCCUGGUGGAUCUCGACCAUUACCGACGCGGAACGCAGAAUCGACCUCCAAUCCUCGUGAGGACCUUCCACCGCGAGCAACAUCUGCUAUGUCUACGUACGGGCAUCCGAGGAUGUCCUCAAAUACAACGCCGACGGAGGUUGAACAUCCCCGUGCUGCAAGUUCCCUCUCCACCCAUCGACCAAUGUCCUCCUUUCGAGGCUCCCAAGGCUCCUCCGCUGGCAGACCCUUGGUUCAAGAGCCCAGAGUUGUCCCGGUUCGAAAAAAUAUUUCACCAACGCGAGUUUAUUCCGGUAUUCCGCCAACAACCUCCCCUACGGCGACCUACCGCGAGAACAACCAACGACGGAUAGAGAGAGAGGAAGCCAGGUCCUUACGGGAUGCAUUGCAAGAAAUGGAUCUCCAAGACGAAAUCCGGGUGCAUCAGGAUGCGCAAGAUGAGGCCACAGAGCUGGUCUGGAUGCAUCAAAACCCUGGGGUUCCGUUGAAAAAUCCAUAUGCACCAUAUCGUAACCCAGACAUGAGCCAGGUGCGCAACGGCCCUGCGGAGCAAGAGCAUGUACUGGAUCGCCGUCAGGAAGCUCGAAGCUCAUGGCGAAACAGUCAUCGCUUGUCACUGAAGGGCCAUUCUGCCAGCAAGAGUGGUCUCGACACAAUAGACCCGGAAGCCUUGAAUCAUGAAAUCCCGAGCCACAAGACGAGCGGAAUACCAAAGAAGAACCUGAAGGUCAACUUUGCGUUGCCACAGGAGGGCAAUUUGGGCGAGCGAUCGAAUAGUGCCUAUGGGCUAGGGCUGGUGGGCGCCAACAAUGACUCGCCUAAGGGCAUCUUUAGGAACCCUAAUGAUCAAAUUUAUGAGGAGCCUCGUGAUCUGAGUCGCAACGAUGACGAUGAACGUUCCAGGUUUUCAAGGUCUGAUUCAUCGGCGCUCAAAACGAAGCCUCGCAAUGCUCUUCCUCAAGGAUCUCGGCCUCUCCCGAGUCGGUUCAGCAGUAUUCCUUUUGUUGACAAACUGUCCCGCUUCGAGAUUCACAAACACCCACCAACUCAAUCGAGGAACCCCGAAUACAAGACCAAUGAGUCACCUUCCCAGCCAACAAAGGCUGCAACUCAAGGAGAUGACCAACCGAUCCUAAAAGACGGCCUUGAAAUUCGCAGUGAUGACAUCAGGGCGGCUACCAGCAAAAAAAGAUCGGAUCGAAGUUCGAAGCUACCAAUGCCAAGUGCGGUUAGUGAUCGCGCUGGUCGGCCGAUUGUGAGUUUUGAUCCGACCUGGAAACCUUUGGAGGCUCAGGGUCCUCCCAAGCGGGAGCACGUCCAGGGGAGUGAUCCGGAUCCUCGGGUGUCUCGUUCCACCCCUCCUGCACCUACCAUUGAAAUCUCCGAGGCCCCCUCUAUCCCUGUUAUCAAUUUACCAGACGAUAAGGAACCCACCAUAGCGGAGAUGGAGCUGUCUUCUAGGGCUCCAAAGCGAACCCCAAAGCCGUUGUCGAGUCCCAAUAGCAACCCGCGGUGUAAUUCUUCUUUCAGGAGAUUCAUACCGUCAUCUCAAGAUCGCUGGAUGUCUACCUACUCACGCUCCGGUGUCCCAACUGCAAAGUGUGAGGCUUGCUCUCUUCCAAUCUCUGGGAAGAUUGUCACUGCUGCUGGAACACGAUUUCAUCCAGAGUGUUUUACUUGUCACCACUGUCAAACGCCCCUAGAAUGCGUAGCUUUUUACCAAGAACCAGACGCCAAACGCAAUGUGCGACUUGCAGACCCUUCAACGGAGGAAGAGGACCAUGCAUUGAGGUUCUACUGCCAUCUCGACUUCCAUGAACUAUUUAGUCCAAGAUGCAAAAGCUGCAAGACUCCUAUUGAAGGAGAGGUGGUCGUGGCAUGCGGUGCCGAAUGGCAUGUUGGCCACUUCUUCUGUGCCGAAUGCGGUGAUCCCUUUAGCCCAGACACACCCUUUGUGGAACGGGAUGGAUUCGCUUGGUGCUUGCAAUGCCACUCCCGCAGAACUGCUCCUCAGUGCUCGGGUUGUAAAAAGCACGUCCUCGACGACGUUGUUAUCACCGCUGUUGGUGGCAAAUGGCAUGAUGAGUGCUUUGUCUGCCAUGAGUGCGGCGACGGGUUUGGUCCGGAAGGCAGAUACUUCGUCCGAGAAGGUGAACCCAAGAGAACCGCCAAAGGCCGCAUCAUUGGAGGCCCUGUUCAACUGGCUGUGUGUGAAAGAUGCGAGGGUAUACGACUCAAGUCGUCUCCCCGAGCUUAAUCACACUGCAUCCAAAAAGCCUUUUGGUGCAGCAUAGAACUAAUGACUUGACGCAGUAUGAUAAGCAGUUGGGCGUUAAAUUGGCAAUUUCAUUUUAUUGGCCCGCAAUUUCGAAUAGGGCAUUUUUACGCGGUUUUUUUUUCAUUUUCAUGGCUCGGUUGUUUUGAGAAUCUUUCUGUUUCAGCAUUUUUAGCACCAUAUCUCCACUGCAUUUGGCAAGCAGGAGCGUCUACGGCAUACGGUAAACUGUCACUGUCUGGAUAUUUUCAUGUUGGAGUCAUCGUAGGCUGAUCAAGGUACAAAGCGAAUUAUAUUAUAUCAAUACAAUAUAUCCAAAA
Messenger RNA from Aspergillus ochraceoroseus IBT 24754, 3055 nucleotides. RefSeq names its product LIM domain protein. The coding region runs from base 318 to 2717 and encodes 799 amino acids. Gene Ontology annotation, molecular function: transcription coregulator activity. The record is from RefSeq and is a predicted model, not a curated record. Lineage: Eukaryota; Fungi; Ascomycota; Eurotiomycetes; Eurotiales; Aspergillaceae. The transcript is spliced from 3 exons. Gene Ontology annotation, cellular component: Z disc; nucleus.